Molecule: messenger RNA, 987 nt
Organism: Musca domestica (house fly)
Lineage: Eukaryota; Metazoa; Arthropoda; Insecta; Diptera; Muscidae
Exons: 1
Coding region: 100-978 (292 amino acids)
Source: RefSeq, a predicted model, not a curated record
GAGGUAUUAUUUUUAGGUUAGUUUUCAAAAGGAAAACAUCUCCCAAAUUAUUUAAAAAAAUCCGCGCGUAACAAAAGUGACUUUUGUUGUUGUAAAGAUAUGUUUGAAAGUAACGAAAUUGUUGUUGUUGACAAAGAAUCGAUUAACUCGUGUGACCCUCAUGGCUACUACAGUGAAUACUGUCGCCAAGAGGUGAAUUUCAAAUCGCCCGGCAAACGUUCCUUUCUCAACGAGUGUAUACGCCAGAUAUAUAUCCUGCAUGGCAGUGAUGUUUCGACAAUGACCACCAUACCGGUGGAGUUUAAUCGUUGUGUCCUCUGGAAUGCUGUAAACGCCCUGAUGAUGCCCCAAAAGCUGAGUCAUUACCAGGCAUCGGUGGAAAAGGUAAAACGUCGUUUAUUCCGAGAGAGUAAAAUACGCCAAAGAAAAUCCCGGAAGCCCAGUUGUAAUAAUGGAACUGCCAGUGAAUUUUAUUUCUACAAAUCCAUACGUAGCGAUUUGGGUAUCAAGAAGAUACCACGAACAUAUUUGGAUGAAGCCCGUCAGAGAAUCUAUGCCGAACGUAGUCAAAAUUUGAAAAGGAAACAUGGUGAAAUGGAUGGUGGUGAUGCUGAUGAUGAUCUACGCAAACAAGCCGCCCUCCACUUGGCAACCAAAGAGGGGGUAUUUCAAGUCUCCCAACAGGUUAUCAAUAAAGUAUGUCGUUAUCAUGGUAAUAUGGCCCGCCAACAUCCGCAACGCGAACGUUCCAUGGAGGAACAAUUGAAACGGGAACGUAACACCGAAGCCUGUCGCCUGACGCGAAGAGCCAAGAAGUUAGAAGAAAUGUUGGUGGAACAACAAUAUCGUGAACGUCUCGAGGCCAAUGAGAAGGUGUUGGAGGCCUCAAUACGUUCGAUUCUCUAUAUGAAAGCCCUGAUGGGUCUAAUGGUGAAUGGUUCGAUACAUCCGCAGGAAGAUCGAAGUAUUUUUAUUUGAAAAAAGAAA